GUUUCUUGAUCUAUUCCUCCUACAAGAUUCUUGCUGGAGGAGGAGACGACGACGACGACGAGGAUUUGAGCAACAACUCAGUGGUCAAGUUCUCGAGCAAACUCCUCCAGUCGACCAAGGAGUACGAUGGUGGAAACUUCUUCACGCAGGUGGAUGGGGUGAAGAGGGCAACUCCGCUCCUGCUCGUUCUCUUCUGCGUGGAGUUUUCUGACAUUCUCUUUGCGGUCGACUCAAUCCCUGCUGUCUUCGGAGUUACUGAGGAUCCUUUCGUUGUCUUCACCUCCAACAUCUUCGCUAUUCUCGGCCUCAGGUCACUUUAUCUCGUAAUCUCGAAGCUCGUGCAAGAGCUCGAGUACCUCGAGCCAGCCGUCGGACUGGUUCUUGGAUUUGUGGGUCUCAAGAUGAUCGGAGAAUUCAUGGGGAUGGAUACCCCUGAAGAAAUCUCUCUUGGCGUCGUCGUGUCCAUGCUCUCUGCUGGAGUCGCCGCCUCCUACUGGAAGAACUCGCAGAAGGGUAGGAGGAGAGGGCGGGAAGCAGGAGCUGAGAUGACUGCAGACGGCGACGAGGAGGACCAGGUGGAGGAGAAGCAGCCAGUGGCGAGCCAAGACAAGGAGUUGGUUAAGAAGGAAUGA
Guillardia theta CCMP2712 is the source of this 632-nucleotide messenger RNA. RefSeq lists its product as hypothetical. Lineage: Eukaryota; Cryptophyceae; Pyrenomonadales; Geminigeraceae. The transcript is spliced from 10 exons. The record is from RefSeq and is a predicted model, not a curated record. The annotation marks the transcript as partial. Gene Ontology annotation, cellular component: membrane.